CCCUGGGCGCCGGGUAACCGAAGUGGCCAACCGUUCUCCGACGGACGCUGUAGCCGGCGGGUGCUAGCAGCAGCUCUCCUUCUCACCCUCGUGCGCCGUCUUGUAGUGCUUUAUCUUAGCUUCUCCAGAGACCCUCACUGGUAGAGUCACGGUCGGCGGAGGAGGAUUCUAGUCGCCAGUGUGUGGAGUAGGGUGAGUGCGGCGAAGAGCCCCCGCGACAGAGAAGUAGACGAGGACGAAGGUUUCGACGCAAGCUUUGAAGUUUUGGAUACAAGACCCAUACCAGGACAGGUCCAGUUUGUAAUGACACACGGUAAGGCCGAGGCAGAGGCAGAAGAGGAAGACAAGUAUCAAAACUAGGCAAGCAGUCUGAUAAUGGCUGAGGCGUGUGAUGGCGUGAGGCACAAGAAAGUAAACAAGGCUGCGGACAUGUCACCCUAAGCCUGCUGUCCGUUUAAAAAAAAGAGGGGAGACCAGACCACCCAAAAAGGGUGGUCCAUGUGCCAGUUCCAAUUAGGACCGGAAUAUACCAUCAAAUACAUGCCAAUCCAGGUUUUAAGCAUGAGAGGGAAAGAUGGUGUUGGCGCUGUAGCAGAGCUGAUGUCUGGUAUAUGGAGCCUGUUACCUGAGCCACAGGGGGAGGAGGCAAGUAAAGAUGAUAUGCUCUUUCAGGAUGACACUGAGGGUCAAGGGAUGGAAUUUGUGAAAGAAGAUACUGGAGCAGUAAUGCAGUCGCUGCACCUGAAACCCAUCGGCGCAAUGCUAAUAAACACUGCCACUACUAUCCACCGCUCACCAGAGGCUCUCAACUUUAAGCUGAAGCUCGAUGCCCCUUCGUAGUCCUGCCGGCUUGUCUGCACGUGCCCAUCAACAACUCCUACAUAUCGGUGCAAGUUAGUACAUCAACUUUGUUCCUGCAUAACUUGUCAUCGCUCUGAAGAUGCCGAAUCGCUGCCAUUUUGGUCUCUGCUUACUAUAUUUUGUCAAUGAAGAUAGCAGUUGCAAUAGCAUAUGGAGCCUGCAUUGGAAUUCUUUGUUCUUUGGAAUUUUUUUGUUCUUGGGAACUAAACGGGGAGAAGUAUCAUUUGCGUGCUCUUGUCUUUGUUUCUGCUGGUGGUUCCUCUUAGUUGGUUGUAGAAAAUUUAAGGUCACAGAUCUGUGUAUUAUAGACUGUUCUAUAUUAUGCAAUUGGAGAGGAAUUCUUUUUGGUUCUUUUGGAA
This is a messenger RNA of Musa acuminata AAA Group (dessert banana), 1220 nucleotides long. RefSeq lists its product as uncharacterized. The transcript has 4 exons. The record is from RefSeq and is a predicted model, not a curated record. Lineage: Eukaryota; Viridiplantae; Streptophyta; Magnoliopsida; Zingiberales; Musaceae. Bases 499 to 840 code for a protein of 113 amino acids.